AUGGUGGUAUUUUUGCUGCGGAAGCUUUUGCUCCUUUCUCACAAGGUAUGCAAGACUCAUGUUGUUCAGUGCAGGAUCAGAGAUCCACAUCCUCCACUUCAAGAGUAUCAUCAGUCAGGAGACCUCUUUGUUGGUGGUGUUGCUUCUCUGAGCUUCAACAUCAAUCCAAUAGACUUCACAGAAUAUUCCCAGCUGGCAGUGUUUGAAGACCUUAUAGUUGUAACUAAGAAUUACCAACACAUCCUGGCCUUGGCCUUUGCAGUAAAGGAGAUCAAUGAAAACCCUCAGAUAUUACCCAAUUCCUCCUUGGGCUUCCACAUCUUUGACAGCUAUUUCAAUGCAAGAUGGACCUACGAUGUCACAAUGCGACUUACCUCUUCACAAGACCAAUUUGUCCCCAACUACAAAUGUGAUACCCAGAAUAAUCUGAUAGCAAUCAUCGGAGGGCUGGACAGUGACAUCUCACUUCAUGUUGCCACUAUACUGGGCACUUACAAGGUUCCACAGCUCACCUAUGGCUCUGCUUCAGUGAUGAAGGACAAAUCUCCAGGCUAUUCCAUUUACCAGAUGGCUCCGAAUGAAAGACUUCAGUAUGUUGGGAUCACAGCUUUGCUGCUGCAUUUCAAGUGGACUUGGGUCGGGAUUUUUUUGAUGGAUGACGACAAUGGAGAAAGGGUGGUGCAAACGUUGUCUUCAAUGUUUUCCCAGCAUGGUAUUUGUAUUGCUCUGAUAGAAAGAAGUCCCAGGUCAAAUUUUGUGGGUGGGAUUUCAGACAUGAUGGACCAGGGUGCAAAAUCAUAUGUCAAAAUCAUGGAGAGCAAAGCCAAUGUAUUUGUGUUUUUUGGACAAUCUUAUUCUGUCAAUGAUUUGAGAUGGUUGCCACAGCUGUCAGAAAGACACUGGGAAACCAAAGGUAAAGUGUGGAUACUGUCAGCUCAAAUGGAGCUAGUUUCAAUGCUCUAUCAAAGGACUUGGGAUGCAGACAUAAUCCAUGGUGUUCUGUCUUUCACCGUUCACUCCAAUGAUCUUCCAGAGUUUCAGAAAUUUGUUAAGAACCAAAACCCUUUGAACACAAAAGGAGAUGGCUUUAUCCAGGACUUCUGGCAUCAUGCUUUCAACUGUGUAUUCCAAGAUGAAGCUCUGGAUGAGUUGGAAGGCGAUAUCUGCACAGGGGAAGAGAAACUGGAAAGUCUACCUGGGCCUUUUUUUGAAAUGAGCAUGACUAGCCACAGCUACAGCAUCUACAGUGCUGUCUAUGCCGUGGCCCAUGCUCUCCACGACUUCCUCAGAGGGGUUGCAUUUAACGACAGCGUCGGGAACAAAGUUUCAUUGAAUGAGAAUGGGGAAUUGGAAGCUGGAUAUGACAUUAUGAAUUGGGUUAUUUCCUCCAACCAAUCCUUUCACAGGUUGAAAGUGGGGAAAGUGGAUCCUUGGACUGCUCCAGCACGUGCAUUCACCAUCAAGGAGAAAGAUAUAACAUGGCCGAGCUUUAUUAACCAGGCCCAGCCGAUUUCUGUGUGCAGUGAGAGUUGCCAUCUUGGUUACAGCAAGCAAGUGAAGGAGGGAGAGCAAUUUUGCUGCUAUGACUGCAUCGCAUGCCCAGAAGGAAAGAUUUCCAACCAGAAGGACUCGAAUGACUGCUAUAAAUGCACAGAUGAACAAUUUCCAAGCAAAAACCAGGAUUUUUGUAUUUCCAAGUACAUCACCUUCUUGUCUUAUGAAGAACCUUUGGGACUCAGCUUAGCCCUCUUUGCUCUUUCUCUCUCUUUGAUCACAGCUCUGGUGUUGGGAACAUUUAUCAAGCACCACAACACUCCACUUGUCAAAGCCAACAACCGGAGCCUCUCCUACACUCUCCUCGUCUCCCUUCUGCUCUGCUUCCUGUGUUCUUUGCUAUUCAUUGGCCAGCCUGAGAUGGUGACCUGCCUCCUGCGCCAGACUGCUUUUGGCACUAUCUUUUCAGUGGCGAUUUCUUGUGUACUGGCCAAGACCAUUACUGUGGUUCUGGCUUUCAUGGCUACCAAACCAGGAAGCAGGAUAAGGAAAUGGGUGGGGAAAAGACUGGCCAACUUCAUUGUUCUUUCCUGCUCUCUUGUCCAAGGAGGAAUUUGUGCUCUUUGGCUAGCAACGUCUCCUCCAUUCCCAGAUGUUGACAUGUACUCAGUCACUGAAGAAGUUAUACUGGAAUGUAAUGAAGGAUCCUUGAUUCUGUUUUACUGUGUGUUGGGCUACAUGGGUUUCCUGGCCAUUGUUAGCUUCAUUGUGGCUUUCCUUGCCAGGAAGCUACCUGAUUCUUUCAACGAAGCCAAAUUUAUCACCUUCAGCAUGUUGGUGUUUUGUAGUGUUUGGUUAUCCUUUGUUCCAACCUACUUGAGCACCAAAGGAAAAUCCAUGGUAGCUGUGGAGAUCUUCUCUAUCUUAACUUCCGGUGCUGGUUUGCUUAGUUUAAUUUUUGCUCCCAAAUGCUAUAUAAUUUGGCUGAGGCCUGAAUUAAAAAGUCUACAGUUUCCAAUGAAUAAGAAAAACCAUGACCACCAACUAUACAGGAGACAUUGUUUGCUUACAUGA
Euleptes europaea (tarantolino) is the source of this 2568-nucleotide messenger RNA. Its product is annotated as vomeronasal type-2 receptor 26-like. Bases 1 to 2568 code for a protein of 855 amino acids. Gene Ontology annotation, biological process: G protein-coupled receptor signaling pathway. The record is from RefSeq and is a predicted model, not a curated record. Gene Ontology annotation, molecular function: G protein-coupled receptor activity. Gene Ontology annotation, cellular component: membrane. Lineage: Eukaryota; Metazoa; Chordata; Lepidosauria; Squamata; Sphaerodactylidae. The transcript has 7 exons.